Indicator indicator is the source of this 3918-nucleotide messenger RNA. RefSeq names its product structural maintenance of chromosomes 4 (gene SMC4). The transcript is spliced from 24 exons. Lineage: Eukaryota; Metazoa; Chordata; Aves; Piciformes; Indicatoridae. Bases 1 to 3918 code for a protein of 1305 amino acids. Gene Ontology annotation, cellular component: chromosome. Gene Ontology annotation, biological process: mitotic chromosome condensation. The record is from RefSeq and is a predicted model, not a curated record. Gene Ontology annotation, molecular function: ATP binding; ATP hydrolysis activity; protein binding.
AUGCCAAGCAAGAGCACCAAAUCCUCCACAGCAGCCCAUCGGAAAGGCAGAAAGCCCUUAGAGGACCCCAUCACUGACAUGGAAGUGGAAAACGAAGACAACAGGCAGCCUAGUGAGGUACCUCCACAAGAAGUCUCAGAUGAAGUGCUUGAUAAUCGAAGUUUAGAAGAGAUUUUGGGUAGCAUCCCUCCUCCCCCACCUCCAGCAAUGACCAACGAAGCUGGUGCUCCUCGUCUCAUGAUAACUCAUAUUGUAAACCAGAACUUCAAAUCCUAUGCAGGGGAGAAAACUUUGGGACCUUUUCAUAAGCGUUUUUCAUGUAUUAUUGGGCCUAAUGGCAGUGGCAAGUCCAAUGUCAUUGAUUCGAUGCUUUUUGUGUUUGGGUAUCGAGCACAAAAAAUCAGAUCCAAAAAACUCUCUGUGCUGAUCCAUAAUUCUGACGAACACAGGGACAUCCAGAGUUGCUCUGUAGAAAUUCACUUCCAAAAGAUCAUUGACAAGGAAGGAGAUGAUUAUGAAGUCAUUCCUGACAGCAAAUUUUAUGUAUCUAGAACUGCCUAUAAAGAUAAUUCUUCUGUCUACUACAUCAAUGGGAAGAAAACAACAUUCAAAGAUGUUGGUAUUCUUCUUCGAAGCCAUGGAAUUGAUCUGGAUCAUAACAGAUUCUUGAUUUUGCAGGGGGAAGUGGAACAGAUCUCAAUGAUGAAACCAAAAGGCCAGACUGAACAUGAUGAAGGCAUGCUUGAGUAUUUAGAAGACUUAAUAGGAUCUGCACGACUCAAAGAGCCCAUCCAAAGUCUUUGUCGCAGGGUUGAGCUUCUAAACGAGAAGAGAGGAGAAAAGUUAAACAGAGUGAAAAUAGUGGAAAAAGAAAAGGAUGACUUGGAAGCAGAAAAGAACAAUGCUCUGGAGUUUCUGCGUGUGGAAAACAAACUGUUUCAGGAGAAGAAUCGCAUCUGCCAAUACCACAUGUAUGACCUAAAGAAACAAGUGAAAGAUCUGGAGAUGGAGAAAGAAAAACUUAAUGAGGAAACCAAAGAUAUUAAUGAGAAAAGCAGUAAACUUGCUGAUGAAUUGAAAAUCAAGAAUAAAGCUUUGAAAGAUGUUGAAAAGAAAAUGAAAAAAACUCAACAUUUUAUAGAAGAAAGUAAAGAAAAAUUCACUCAGCUGGAUUUACAGGAUAUUAAAGUAAGGGAAAACCUAAAACAUGCCAAAAGCAAAGCUAAAAUACUGGAGAAGCAACAACAAAAGCACAAAGAAAAGGUAGAAGAACUGAAAACUGUACCUUCUGUUAGUGAAAAAGCCAUCAGCGAAGCAAACUCUAAGAAAGAGCUUCUUGAGAAGAACAAAGAGAAAGAAGAAAUAAAACUGAAGCAGGUUUUGAGCAACCUUAAGGAAGAAACACGAGGGAUUCAGGAAGAAAAAGAGGGCAAAGAGGAAGAGCUGAUGGAGCUCAGCAAAGCAGUGAAUGAAGCACAGGCAAAGAUGGACGUUGCCCAGUCAGAGCUUGAGAUCUACCUCAGCCAUUACAACAGUGCUGUGUCUAACCUCAAUGAGGCAAAGGAGGCUCUGGCCACCACUUCAGAGACCCUGAAGGAGAGGAAAGCUGCUAUCAAAGAUUUCAAUAUAAAAAUACCCCGAGCUGAACAGGAAUUGAAGGAGAAAGAGGAGGAGUUUGAGAAGCUGAGCAAAGAAGAGUUCGAGGUCAAGAAUCUUGUUCGAGAUCUGCGUGAAAAAGCAGAGGAAUCCAAAAGUUCUUUAGCACAAAGUCGCAACCGAGGGAAAGUGCUGGAGGCUCUGCUUCAGCAGAAGAGAGCUGGGAAAUUACCUGGAAUCUAUGGAAGACUGGGAGACCUGGGAGCCAUCACUGAGAAGUACGAUGUUGCCAUCUCCUCCUCCUGCGGUGCCCUGGACGACAUCGUGGUUGAUACAAUCGACACUGCACAGCAGUGUGUGAAUUUCCUAAAGGUCAACGGGAUUGGAGUUGCCACCUUUAUAGCCCUGGACAAAAUGAAUAUAUGGGAAAAAAGAAGUCAGGCCAUCUCCACUCCUGAGAACAUCCCUCGGCUCUUUGACCUGGUGCAAGUGAAGGACUCUAAGAUCCGCCUGGCUUUUUACUUCGCCCUGCGGGACACUCUGGUAGCCAAGGACAUGGAUCAAGCUACCAGAGUGGCAUUCCAAAAUGAGAGGAGAUGGAGGGUGGUGACUCUGCGAGGAGAAAUCAUUGAACAGUCAGGGACAAUGACUGGUGGUGGAGGUAAAACAAUGAAGGGCAGAAUAGGUUCCUCAGUCGUUGUGGUUGUUUCAGAAGAGGAGGUCAAAAAAAUAGAAUCUGAGCUAGAGAAGGAGUCUAAAAGAGCAGCAGAGGUAGAAGAAAAGAAAUUACAAGUGCAGGAAGCUGUAAGAAAACUGCACCAAGAUGUUCAGGAAAUGAGAAACACUCUGGAAAAGUACACAGCAAGUAUCCAGAAUUUAUCUGACCAAGAAGUUCAUCUGAAAACCCAAAUGAAGGACCUUGAAGCUAAAGUGGCUGCUGCUGUUCCAGAUAAAAACAAACAGAAGGAACUGGAAAAAAAACAUAACACUUAUAAAAAAGACUACGAGUGCCUUGCUGAGAAAGCUGGGAAAAUGGAGCAAGAAGUCAAACGGUUGCAGAACCUCAUCAUGGAUAUCAAUAAUUCCAAACUGAAGGCACAGCAGGACAAACUGGACAAGAUCAACAAAGAAAUAGAUGAAUGCAGCUUGGCUAUCACUAAAGCCCAGGUGGCAAUCAAGAGCGCAAACAGAAACCUGAAAAGAGCUGAAGAAUCCAUUCUUCAUGGGGAGAAGGAGAUUGAGCAGAAUGCAGAAGAGAUUAAGAGGUUGACUGAAGAGUUGACUACGCUAGAAGGGAAAGCCACUGAGGUUCUGGGUGAGCGCAAGCAAGCUGAAGAGAUGUUACCAGAGAUCAAGGAGGAACAUCAGAGCCUGCUCCAGGAGAUCAGAGAUGUUCAGGAUGGUGAACAUGCACUUCAGACAGAAGCUCUUAAUAUCAAGCUGAAGAUUCAAAAAGUGGACAGCAACAUCUCCACACACCAGUCAAAGCUUAAGUACUGGCAAACAGAGAUCUCCAAAUUAUCACUGCACUCCAUAGAAGACAAACCAGCAGAAGAACUCCCAGUGCUGAGUCAAGAAGAGCUGGAGGCUAUCAAGGACCCCAAAGUCAUUAUUAAUCAGAUAGCUCUGCUGGAAUCCCAGUGUCAAGCAAUGAAACCAAACCUGGGUGCUAUUGCAGAAUACAAGAAGAAGGAAGAGCUGUACUUGAAACGUGUGGCUGAGCUGGACGAGAUCACCAACGAGAGAGACAAGUUCAGACAGGCUUUUGAAGACCUCCGGAAACAAAGGCUGAACGAAUUCAUGGCAGGGUUUAACAUCAUCACCAACAAACUGAAGGAGAACUACCAGAUGCUCACGUUGGGAGGAGAUGCUGAGCUGGAGCUUGUGGACAGCCUGGAUCCCUUCUCUGAGGGAAUCAUGUUCAGUGUUCGGCCUCCCAAGAAAAGCUGGAAGAAGAUAUUUAACCUGUCAGGAGGAGAGAAGACUCUGAGCUCCCUGGCUCUGGUCUUUGCUCUUCAUCACUACAAGCCAACACCACUUUACUUCAUGGAUGAGAUUGAUGCAGCCCUUGACUUCAAAAAUGUCUCCAUUGUAGCAUUUUACAUCUAUGAGCAGACCAAGAACGCCCAGUUCAUCAUCAUCUCGCUGCGCAACAACAUGUUUGAGAUGGCAGACAGGCUGAUUGGCAUCUACAAGACCCACAACACCACCAAGAACGUGGUCACCAACCCCAAAGUGAUCGGAGCCAAAGGGCUGCUGCAACUUGCUCUUGCCCAGCAUCACAUUGCAGAGAAUCUUCCUCAAGUCACUGCAAGAAAGUGA